This is a messenger RNA of Amoebophrya sp. A25, 1438 nucleotides long. Lineage: Eukaryota; Dinophyceae; Syndiniales; Amoebophryaceae. The record is from the annotation of a GenBank genome assembly.
UCUUCAUGACGCUACGUCGUGGACGAGAGAAAAAUUAGGGUCAACACCACUGAGAGACAGUAAACGGGUAUAGAAAAUCGCAUUUUGGGUGCAAAAGAGUGCAGCCAGCUUUAAUUGGCUUAUCCAACACAUUCACAAUAAAAUGCGCACUUUCGCUCCUGGGGUAGCGGCUGCUGCCCACAGGCGGACCCCGAGACGUCGAAACUCGACUAUUGCUGUGAUGGUGGAUGGGAUGUCGUGGGUGAAAAAAGUAGCGGGAGAUGCAGUAGCCGAUGCUGUUGCCAAGGAGAAUCUCGAUUGGCAAACGCUGUGUGAAUUAGACACUUUCGGUUGGAAAGAGCUUGGUGCUACUGCUGUUCAAGCGGCUAAGUUAAAUGCUAUGUUGCUGAUAUUGGAUCCGUCGGAAGAGUUGAAGAGUUCCCUGAGUUGUAUGGAGAUGGCAUGAGUGGGGUGACAGAUGAUCAAUCUAUGUCAACGAAAGAGCAAGAUGGUGGUGGAGGAGCAUUCAGAAUUACACCGUCAAUGGGCAACAGAGAGGCUGAUCCCAGUGUAAACACGCCACCCACUGACUUCAUGCUGUGUGCGGGCUCUUCUCCUCUCCUCUGGUACUUCAUGAAGAAAUACGCGAAAGGAGGCGCAGAGCACUACAGCUUUUGGUUUGCGGCUAUUGCCGAAGCGAGGUCAUCUCCACACGAGAUCACGUUGGGCAUGUUGAAACUUCACAUUUCUUAAAAGGCAUGCUUUUCUGUCUUUCUCUAAGAAAUGUUUCGUCAGACUGAAUACCUCGCAGAACCCAAUCAAGCUCUAGUCUAAACAAGCCCUUCACCAUGGUCGUGAUGACCCUGAAGCUCUGUUUUGAUGAAGACCCAGUCACAAAAGAGAAGCUUGCGCCAGAUUGGGCAAAGUAUGCGGUGUUUCCGAUUUCGAUAGGCCUGCUCUUCGGCGUCUUUAUGCCGAAGGUGUUUUGGAUGGUUAUCGGCGCUACAUGGUCAGCUUCAUUCGGCGGUCUGUUUUCCGACACUGAAGUAAGGGCAAAUAGAGUAGAAGCACCGCAAAAAAUCGCUCUAGACAAUAUGAAGAGGUGGGGGUGUAAAGGAGGCUUUUGGCCGUAUGGUUAAUCGAUAUUGUAGUAUGAGAAUGCAGUAUCUUGAAGAACAAGGUUGGUUUCAAAAAUUAUGAUACUGGUCGAGUAGCUCUCCUCAGGAGGUACUACUGCACUGGUUGGCCUCACAAGUAAGUAGACAAUAAUUGCUACAGAAGAGGCACCAUGACAUGACAUUUGGGCGAGGAAGGUGAUUGAGAAAGGGGUGUGGAACGAAGUUGACUCCAGACUCUCUUUCCUUCUAGCUUUGUUUUUGUGUACAUUGAUUAUCGACGUAGAAGUCUUUAGCAGGAGAUCCACCAAGAUCAACGCAGAUAACGCAAAGAAGAAACACAC